Molecule: messenger RNA, 3224 nt
Organism: Solea senegalensis (Senegalese sole)
Lineage: Eukaryota; Metazoa; Chordata; Actinopteri; Pleuronectiformes; Soleidae
Gene: ric3a
Product: RIC3 acetylcholine receptor chaperone a
Exons: 6
Coding region: 94-1521 (475 amino acids)
Biological process (GO): synaptic transmission, cholinergic; protein localization to cell surface
Cellular component (GO): intracellular membrane-bounded organelle; neuron projection; neuronal cell body
Source: RefSeq, a predicted model, not a curated record
CUCUAAUCUGGACAGGAAACGUCAUCAGAGGAUACGAGCUUUACUCUUCGAGUGACACAAACGCAUGAACGCUGUCUGUUUUCGGGGGCAAAAAUGUCAAUAACCACUUGCCAGAAGGUGACGCUCAUAUCCUGCUCCGUGCUCUGCGUGUCUCUGUUCCUGCCCAGGAUGUUUUUACCCAGAGGGAAAAAGGCGAUGGAGCAUCCUGAGGUUGGACCUGGAUUUUACCCGCCUGUGAUGAAUCAGCUGUCACUGCCGAAAGACUCCAAACAGUGGGGUGUGGAAGUGUUGCACUCCAUGACGCACAGCGCAGAGGCCAUGGCCAAAAUGAAAGGAGUCGGCCGAGGAACAAAAUACAACCUGAUGGCUCAAGUCAUUCCCAUUUAUGGUUUUGGCAUCCUCCUUUACAUCAUCUAUAUAAUCCACAAGCUGACGUGUAAGACGACGAAGACAACUAAAUCAGGGAUCUACAGCACAAUAAUCAAGACAAACACGCAGAAUACAUUCAUGACAGAUUACGAGCUGGUCAGACUCCAGGAGAGACUCCUGCAGACGGAGACGAAGUUGGACAGGAUCGCCUCGGCAAAGCGCUCUAAAUCUGCAAGUGGCAAACGGAGGAAGAGUAAAUCUUCCACCUCAAAGAAGGAGGAGAAAUUACUCCGGCAACUCCGUCAGAUCACACAGCUGAUGCAGGAGGGGCGGCUGGAGGGGGCGUCGCCAGAGAUGGAGGCCGAGGAGGUGUCGUACGGUGCAGACUGGGAAGGCUACCCAGAGGAGACCUACCCACAGUAUGACGACCCCUAUAACAGAUGUGUGUUUGACAUGGUCAGAGUGGAGGCAACCUGUAACCAACCCACUGCCGAGGCCCUGGCUGAGAGGAUGGAGCAGGAGGAGGAGGAGGUGAUGGCAAGAAAGCUCUCCAUCGUGCGUGAGGAGGAUGAAGAAGACGACGGGGAGGAAGAGGGAGAGGAGGAUGUGGAAGAAGAGGAGGAGGAUGAGGGUGAGAAUGAAGAAGAAGCAGAGGAAAAUAUAGAGGAGGAGGAUGAAGAGGAGGAGGAGGAGGAGGAGGCAGAGAAACGACUGUUGCUCAGCCCUCGUUUAUCACGUCCUGCUGCAGAGAGAAAGCAGGAGAGACUCGGUUUGGAGGUGAGCAGAGAGCUGCAGUGUCACAGCGGAGGGAGGAAACAGAUCAGCUUCAGUGACCACAAAGAUGUGUUCCACUACCCUAAAGAGGGCGUGUAUGAGGAGGAGGAGGAACAGGAGGAGGAAGAGGAUGAGGAGGAGGAGGAGGAGGAGGAGGUGGAGGAAUUAGAGAGGGAAGAAGCUGAUGAAGAGGAUCCAGUGAUGGAAGCAGAGAGCCUGCAGUUCAGCAGCGAUGGUUGCCCGGACCCAGAGGAAGAGGAAGAAGAGGAGGAAGAGGAGGAGGAUAAAGAGGAGUACGUGUUAGUGUCUGCUCCUGUAGGUGGCAGUAAAGAGGUGGGAGUGAGUGGGCUGAGGAUGAGGAACAGGAGAGAGACAUGAGGACGUUUUACCUUUGUCUAAAAUCCCUUUAAUUUAGCCUGUAAGUCAGUGAACAUCAAACAUGUUGAGUUAAUUGUAGGAUUCAAACUCCUUACACGUCAGCAAUAUAGAAAAUGAUUAUUUUAUAUUAUAUACAGUAGAUAUUUUAACAAUAGCUCUGCAGCUGUACUGUGUUUUUGCUAUUCUUUACAUGUUUCUAUACAUACCUGUACAUUCAAUAGCAAUAUGGACUCACUGGCCAUUUUAUUAGGUACACCCGUACUUCUAAAUGCAAAUAUCUAACUGGUCUGAGACGACAGUAACAGUAGCAGAACAACAGAAAAUGGGCUGUGAUUCCCAAACUGGGGAACUUGUACCCCCGGGGGUACACGGAGCGGGUGUAGGGGGUACUUUGUGUGAUGAAAUUUAAAAUACACACGUUUUUUUACACACAAGUGUGCAGGAAUAGUGGGUACAUGGUUGGAGGUCAUGGUUAGGUGUACCUAAUAAAAUGGCCAGUGAGUGUAAAUGUGCUUGUAUGUGUGAAUUUGACUCUACGAUAGUGAGCUUCACACCGUCUGUGGCCCAGUGAGAAGCUCCGUACACACUCAAAGCAAUUUCCCUCUUCAUUACGUCUGCAUUUUUACGUCUUUAUAUAAAUAAAUAUGACAUUUAAAACACUUGAAAGAACUAAACACGUGUUGACUUAGAGAGUUUUUAUUUUUUUUCCCAUGGUCAAAGGAUUGUGUCUAUACCACCACAGUAAAUUGUACACCAUUAAAUGUACAUAACAACGAGAGCAAUAGAAACAGAAAAUGAAAGAAGGUUCUGGCUCCUGGACACAUGUAUGAAAAGCAGACUUUACAGCAAGAGUAUUAACGUUUGUUUUGUUUUUUUUCCAAAUAGAAAUUUAAAAUAGUUAAUAAUAGAACACAGCUGAGUACAAGAAUAGCACAUUUCUGAUAAAGAUUUCCUCGUAAACCACAGUAACAAUAGCGGUAUCAGAGAUUGUUCUUUGCCUUCUUUCAGUAGUUUUGUUUGUUGUUGUUGUUGUUGUUGUUUUUUUAAAUGGUCAUAAAAUACAAAAUAUCAUAGUAUAUUUGUGAACGGGAAUAAUAUAUGAAGUAAAAAUAGGAACAGCGAUAAAACAAGUGAUGGAGGAAACAGAUGAGGAAUGCAGAAAUAAUCAGAGAUGAAAUGUGUGUGUUCGCUGUGGCAGAUUCACACUGUAAGUCAAUCAGUGUGGAAGUCGUUGUUGUUGUUGUUUUCUGUGAAUGAUUCUUCGUCUCGGUAAUGUCUGCGACCCCGUCGGCCUCAGUCCGCCUCCGCGGGUUAGGGUCCCCCCAGUCACCUUUGACCCUUUUUCAUUCAAAGCAGCUACAAGAGAACACGUGUGCACUUCCUUUUCCUGCCACAGCGUAACACUGGAGUUAGUCUUCAAAGGCACAAUAAUGUAUGUACAGCUGUGAUUAUCUCUCCCACGACAGGCUUCAAAGUAAAGUGCGCCGUCGUCCGAUACAUUCACUAUAACAUGACACUGGCACGAUAUCGUAUAUAUACGGCACACAACACAGUGCGACCUCCGACCCCCCCGGUUUCAUAUCCAAAGUCCAUGACUGACACUGUGUGUGUGUGUGUGUGUGUGUGUGUGCUUGCAGCUCGGCAGAGCCAAUACUGACGGAUGCUAAAUAAACAUGUAAUAAAUACAUAAAUAACAAAAUAAA